GGCGUAUAGGCAACCACAUUUAUCCAUUCGAUAACAUUUGGCAUUUGUUCUGACCGUACUGAUACAUAAGUACAUGUGAAUAUAGCAUAGACAACAGCUAAUGAUUGGGAUAUUCGCAUGUGAACCGUCCGAGAGUCGAAACGCAGCAUGAGCACGCUCCAUCUAUUACCGGUCGCCGCGUAUUUUCUGAACAAUUCAUUACUUAAUCACCAAUAAUAUAUAAUAGGAAGUGAUUUAAUUUCGCCGAAAGCAAAAACAAAAUUGCAAGAAAACCAAAUUUUUAAUUAAGUGAAUUUUAAUACAAAAAAGCAACAAUAAUAACACACAGAAAUGGAGGAGUUUAUGGAGAGUUGUGGAAUGCCUUCGCUCAGCAUAUCCGGUGCAUACCAUGUGUUGACGCGCCGCAAACCCAUGGAGGAUACAACCGAGUCCAAAUUGGCCAAGGUACUCUCCGCUUUUGAUCUCACAGCACUCGGUAUUGGCUCAACAUUGGGAGUCGGCGUUUAUGUGCUCGCCGGCGAGGUUUCGAAGGUCUAUGCUGGUCCCGCGGUCGUUAUAAGCUUUCUUAUCGCCGCUAUUGCAUCGAUAUUUGCCGGCCUCUGCUAUGCCGAGUUCGGUGCUCGUGUACCGAAGGCUGGUUCGGCGUAUAUCUACAGUUAUGUGACCAUCGGCGAAUUUAUGGCGUUCAUUAUAGGCUGGAAUCUGAUAUUGGAGUAUGCCAUCGGUGGCGCCAGUGUGGUCAAGGGAUUGAGCACCUACUUGGACAAGCUCUUCAAUUAUGCGAUGCGUGAUUAUUUAACCAAGAAUUUCGCCAUGAACAUCGAGGGUCUUGGGGACUAUCCGGAUUUCUUUGCACUCAUCGUUACGGUGCUGUUUGCAUUAGCCAUUGCAGUGGGUGCCAAAGAAUCGUCGCGUUUGAAUAAUGUCUUUACAUUCCUAAAUUUGAGCGUGGUGCUCUUUGUAAUCAUCGCCGGACUCUUUAAAGUUUCCCUCAGCAAUUGGUCUAUACCCAAAUCAGAGGUUCCCGAAGGUUACGGUAAUGGCGGUUUCAGUCCAUAUGGUCUUACGGGCAUCAUACGCGGCGCUGCCGUAUGUUUCUAUGGAUUCAUUGGGUUUGAUUGCAUCGCGACGGCCGGCGAAGAGGCCAAAAAUCCCAAGAAAUCCAUUCCGUUUGCGGUGGUCACAUCGCUCGCCAUGAUUUUCCUCGCUUACUUCGGCGUGUCCACCGUGCUCACCAUGAUGCUGCCUUACUUCGAACAGGACGAGCAAGCGCCAUUGCCGCACGUCUUCAGUCGCUAUGGCUGGUGGGUGGCGGAGUAUUUAGUAACAAUUGGCGCGCUGUGCGGUCUGUGUGCCAGUAUGAUGGGUGCCAUGUUCCCAUUGCCGCGCAUAGUGUUCGCAAUGGCCUCAGACGGACUGCUCUUCAAGUGCAUGGGAGAGAUCAGCCAGCGGUUCAAGACACCCUUCAAAGGCACGCUGAUCACCGGAGUGCUGACUGGCCUGCUAGCUGCCAUCUUCAAACUCAGUCAGCUGGUGAGCAUCAUGUCAAUCGGUACGCUCCUGGCCUACUCGAUGGUGGCUAGCUGUGUGCUCAUAUUACGCUACGACGGUGAUGAACGCAGAGAUGGUCGUGCUAUAGGAAAUGGUCGUUCCCUGGCCGAACGCGCUCAAACCAAUUGCAAUCUGUGGCGCCAGUUAUUCAACACCAACAAUGUAACGUUAGCAAACAGAAAGAGUAGCAGUCUGGUGACUUUAAUGAUAACAUUAUACUUUUCUUGGUGUUUUGUAUUCUCACAUUUUCUCCAAAAAGUGGAAAUCGAACCUCAAAAUAUUACUCCGCCUUACAUUGUGCUGCUGGUCAUCACUGGAUUGCCUUUACCGCUGAUAUUGUUCAUCAUUUCACGACAGCCACACUCCAGCACCCAGUUGGCGUUCAAAGUUCCCAUGGUCCCCUGGCUGCCCGGACUUUCAAUUUUCAUCAAUGUCUAUCUGAUGGUGCGUCUGGACGUAAUGACCUGGGUGCGCUUCGGCAUAUGGAUCGCCAUCGGACUGAUAAUCUACUUCAGUUAUGGCAUUCGUUACAGCCGUCAACGUAAACGCGAGUCACGUCUUGUACAUCCAGAAGCGACGGAGAACAGUGAGUCGGGUCUGCCAUUACAUAAUGAUUACACUGAGGUACCGCUCAUAAUCAUGAAUAAUGCAAGUUAAAAGCGCAACGACAGAGUACUGAAAAUGUGAAUAAAACA
This is a messenger RNA of Zeugodacus cucurbitae (melon fly), 2246 nucleotides long. RefSeq names its product cationic amino acid transporter 2. Gene Ontology annotation, cellular component: plasma membrane. The transcript has 5 exons. Bases 331 to 2208 code for a protein of 625 amino acids. Gene Ontology annotation, molecular function: amino acid transmembrane transporter activity. Gene Ontology annotation, biological process: amino acid transport; transmembrane transport. The record is from RefSeq and is a predicted model, not a curated record. NCBI's taxonomy places the organism in Eukaryota, Metazoa, Arthropoda, Insecta, Diptera, Tephritidae.